Molecule: messenger RNA, 2077 nt
Organism: Lucilia sericata (common green bottle fly)
Lineage: Eukaryota; Metazoa; Arthropoda; Insecta; Diptera; Calliphoridae
Product: carboxypeptidase B-like
Exons: 6
Coding region: 506-1804 (432 amino acids)
Biological process (GO): proteolysis
Molecular function (GO): zinc ion binding; metallocarboxypeptidase activity
Source: RefSeq, a predicted model, not a curated record
GUUAAACUUUUGCAUGACUGUUAGUCGAUCGCGUAAACAUAAGCGUAUCGGACGGAAAUCGCUUAACUUGAUCUUUGGUUAAAAAAUUAAAUAAAACCAAAGAAAUCACAUACAAUAUAAAUGAAAGAAAAAAGUUUACAAACUUAACUAAAAAGAAGGAAAAAGAAAAUAUAAAUUAACUAAUAGCAAAACAAAUUGAAAUUAUUCAAUCAUACAGAAAUUGGAAAAAAAGUGGAAAUAAAAAUAAUUAUAAAAAAAAAAUAAAUGUGCAUUUUGUAAAUAAAAGUAAGGUAUUGAAAAGCCAUAGCAAAAUAAAAAAAUGCAAUAUUAAACUUCCAGUGCUAUAAAAUGUGUUAACGUGCUAAACGCCAUAUCCAUAUAUUUACAUCUAAAUUAUCAAUAUUAAUAGGAAAUUUAUAUAGAAAUAAAAUAAUAAUAAUAAACCAUAUGAAAACAAAAGUUUGUAAAAAAUAUUAAACUUUUGAUAAAAUUUUAAAUUUGAGUUAUGAGUCCAAACGAUAAAUUAAAAAUGUGGCUACAAAUAGCUGCUGCGCUGGCUUUAAUGUCCACUUUGACAUUUGCCAGUAAUUUAGCCGGUUAUGAAGGUUACAACAAAUAUACAGUAUUCCAUGACAGUGACAAGGCCUUCGAAUAUAUGGUUGAGUUACAAACUCAAGAUGUUGAUUUGGAUUUUUGGCUGUUGUCACGUAACAUGUCCAUCGUUUCGGUUAGUCCUGUUAUGCAGCCUAUUUUCGAAAAACGUUUAGCCGAAUUGGGUGUAACAUAUCAGGCAAAACCUUUAAUGGAAGAAAUGUUGAAAUUUAACGAAACUUUAAGUAGUGAUAGUUCCGAUUGUGAGGGUUCAGAAUGUGGUCAUAGUAGAACAAGAAGACAAGCUAGAGGCUUCUUCACCCACUUCCCCAGAUACAGUGAGAUCUUGAAUUAUAUGAACGCUUUGGCUGCUCGUUAUCCUCAAUAUUGCCGUUAUGAGUCAUUGGGUCGUUCUAAUGAGGGCCGUCAUUUAGCUGCUUUGUCUAUUUCUCUUAACAGUCGUUCGCGUCCACGUCGUGUGGCUUAUAUCCAGUCCGGUACUCAUGGUCGUGAAUGGAUUACUCCUUUGGCCACUUUGUACUUUGCUAACGAAUUGUUGACUAAUAUUAAAGCUUUUACUCGUAUCCUCAAUGAUGUGGAAAUCUAUGUUUUGCCUUUGGUAAAUCCUGAUGGUUAUGAGUACACUUUCACUACGGAUCGUUUCUGGCGUAAAAACAGACAUCAUUAUCCUGGUCGUACUUGUGCUGGUGUUGAUAUCAAUCGUAAUUUUGCCAACAAUUGGAAUUAUCGUGGUGCCAGUCAAAAUCUUUGCUCUGAAGUCUUUUCGGGUACCUCUCCAGCCUCGGAACCCGAAACAUCUGCCAUUGUUCGCUACUUGGAAUACAAUCGUCAUCGCAUUAAGUUGAGUUUGGAUGUUCAUUCAUUUGGCAAAUUCAUUUUCUAUCCAUAUGGUUAUUCAAGAAAUGCUCAUGCUCCCACACGUACUUUCUUGCAUUCCGUUGCCAGCCGCGCUGCCAAUCAAAUUGCCAAAUACCGUGGCACUCACUAUUCGGUGGGUACUUCAUCUAGCAUUUUAUAUGAAGCUUCCGGUGGUCUUGAUGAUUUUGCUUAUGGUAAUUUGGGCAUACCCAUGUCCUUUACUCUCGAGUUGCCUGGUGAUAAUUUCCAAGUUGCCUCCUCGGACAUUAUACAUGUGUGCAAAGAGACAUUUGCUGGUUUUAUCGAAUUUAUUAGACAUGUUAGUUUAUAUUAAAUUAAAUACAUAGAGAAAAAUACUUCCACUAAAUCUACAUUUGCAUACAGGUAACUUAUAUUUGUAUGAAUGUCGAUUGUAGCCACAUUAUAUGUUUUAAGUUCCAUUGAAUCUUUUUUACUUUUAAAUUUUAGUAGCAUCUUCUUUUAUUAACAAAAUGUAUAAAUAUUAUCUCUUUAUUUCAAUUAAGUUUUGUAAUUGAAUUUUUUGCCUAUAGUUUGUAAUUUAACUGUAAUUAAUUGUAGUGAAAUAAAUAAAAAAACAAAAAUACUU